Molecule: messenger RNA, 2085 nt
Organism: Symbiodinium sp. CCMP2592
Lineage: Eukaryota; Dinophyceae; Suessiales; Symbiodiniaceae
Source: the annotation of a GenBank genome assembly
AUGCCAGAACCUGUCCUAGAGCGUUGGCGCCGCGAUCCACGCGGGCAGCCAUGGUGGGAUGCAGCACGCCGAACCCUUGCAACCUCCCCACCAGUCUCUGUGAGCAGCCUUACGGACGCGCUUAUUACUGCGAGCGCCGCCGCCGGUGCCCCGCUCCCCGAGGCCGCCUUGCGUGAGGCAGCCGCCUUGCCCGCGGGUGCUUUCGUGCAUCUCGGCUGGACCGUGCGCAACCUUGCCCAGGCAGGCGGAUACAUUCCGGCCGCGAGCCAGGAAGCAUGCCUGCAGCUGUAUGGGGGGCCUGCCUUCGCCUCUGACCUCAACCGCGCUUCUGAUGCCUUCCGCCUUGUUGCCGCCCCAGCCACCGAGCCGGUCAACGCAGAGGCGCCUCAGACUUCCAGCGUGCACGCCCCGGUGCCUCAGCAACCCACCGCCGAUGAGGACGGCGAUGCCAGUCUCGCCCGUGCUGCCCUCAGUGCACGACGAGGAAGUGGGCGUGGACGGAGAGGCCGUGGCCGGGGCGCCCGGGGCCGCGGAGCUCGUGAGCCCCCGCCACCUCCUGCGGACCACUUGCUCGCAAGCCAGGGCGAGGCCCGCGCUGACCCUGAACCGCCCUCAACGGCACAGCGCGCGCAGGUGUUGCACGCACGGCACAGCAGCGCUGCGGCUGACAGCAUGUUGCGCGGCCUUUUGUCCCUCGAUGCUGUCAGCCUCCAGGGUCAGUGCCAGACACGUGUCCUCACGCUGCAGGCCGCCCCCUCGCGCACGCGAGGUACCUUGCGUGCAGCCAUGCGCUACGGCCUUCGCUGCAUCGUCAACCCUGAAACACCCGAGCAUGAGGUGCGAGGGUGGAAGCUGUUCUGCCUUGCACCUCGCAUGCUCCUCCACCGCUCGCCUGGCCAGUCUAGCGUUCCCGCAGCCGAGCUUGACCGCCGCUGCGAGCUUUUCAGGGCUGGGGACUGGGCUGACCUGCUGGAGCAGGCCGCCGGCUGUGUCGCUGGAGCACCCAGUUCGCAGCAGGGUCGCUCGCCACCGAGUGAUGGAGCGCGCGCUCACCGUGCCCCCGCCCUUGUCCACCUCGAUGAGCUCUCUGCGGCGUCGCGCGCCCUCACUGCCGAGCCACUCGCGCCCGGUAACGAUGACACUUUAGCCGAGCUCACCGACCCUGACAAACGCCCCCCGCACCCGUAUGCCGCUUUGCCGGAUGCGGUGCUUGCCUUCCAAGCAGAGCAUGAGUGUCCCUUGCCCAUGCCCGCGUUCCUCGCGGCCCUGCGCGGCGCCCGCCGCGGCUCUGCGGCCGGGCCGUCUGGCACCACCGCCGAGCACCGCACCUUGCUUGAUGAUGAAGAGGACAGCCGGCUCCUCCACGCUGCUGCCCUCAGUCUCGUUAAUGCAUACGAGUCGGACGCCUUGUUGCGCUGCGCAAGCCUAAUGGCCGCGUCCGUGCUUUGGUUGUCGGCGACGUCCUCCGCCGACUUGUCGGCAAGGUGCCGGGCACGGUCCGUGCCGCCACCUUCACGCGCUGCCGCCAUCUCGGCUUUCACUCUCCGGUGGUUUGCGGUCCUUUCCGAUGCAGCCCCGCGCUUUUUCGCAGCCAACUUGUUGUCCUUGCCCCAUACCGGCACGGCAAAUUUUGACGGGGAGCUCCCACCUCUGAGCGACAUCCUUGCCGACUCUCCUUCCCAACCCCCGUUCGCCAGCCGUGUGGUGUUACUGCGCUUUGCGUGCGCCGCCUCUGCCGCUCUUUGCUGUAGACUGUUGCUUUGCCUUUGGGCUUUGCACAGGGUCUUGCGCGACGUGCUCGCGUGCCGGGCAUUGGGCAAUUGCUUCGUCAAGAAAUGGAGCAGCAAUACCAAUGUCGGUUCUGCACGCACUGCCUCGCCACGCAUGCUCUUUGCAGGGCCCGUGCAUCUCGGCAUCAUGAGCGUCACAGUGCUUCGGAUGCAGGUCCGGACCAUUGUCGGUACAUUCAUGGCCUGGAUGGCAUGCCCACCCGUCGCAUGUGUCGUCGGCGGGCUCCGGGGCGCGGAAGCUCCCCGCAUCGUCGCCCAGCUCUUGCGCGCUCCUGUUGCCUUGCGCAGCGGCUAG